AGUCGACUCGUGUCUUCCACGUCAUUCUCGAUGCGCUCGAACUCACCACGUGUCGAACCGUCGCCCACCCCCGUCCUCCUGCAUGCUCCGGCAACUCUCUCGACGCCACCAGACGCGACCAUCCUGCACCUUAUAAAGAACCACCGCCGCACGUACAGACGCCACGACCAACGGAACGGGGAGGACAAGAAGCACAUGAGCACGAUGGCCACCGCACGAGCACUCCGUCUCUUCGCCUCGACCUCGCCAGCGACCCGACGCGGCCUGCUUGGCGCGCACGGCCGCGCGCUGUCCGCGUCGUCGCAAGCCAGCGGCGCGGGAGAUCCCGCCGUCCACUACGGCGACCCUCCGAGCGACGACUACGCCGAGAGGCCCCCGAAGUUCUCCGGCGCGGAGGAAGCCACCUCGGGCGGCCACGACAAGCACCCGCCGUCGUCGGCGAAGACGACGCGGCCGACGGAGGCGUCCGCCAAGGAGCAACGCGUCCCGCCGUUCACGCCCUCGGGGAAGCUCGGGUCGCAGGAGCUGGCCGACCCGGCGGCCGGGUCGACGUUCACGCAGAAGCGCCGGUGGUCCGCCAAGCCCGCCGGCAGCGACCCGCUCGGCGACGCGACGCCCGGGGACGAGGAGGCCGCGGCGAGGAAGGUGCGGGAGGAGGACCGGGAGUACUACCGGACGCACAAGCCGUCGCCGCUGGCCGAGGUGGAGUUCGCGGACACGAGGAAGCCCGUGACGCGCGCCACGGACGGCGGCGCCGAGGACCGGCUCGAGCACGACGUGCCGGGGACCAUGGUGGAGGACACCGCGGACGCGUCGCUGGCCCGCGCCGAGGCCAUGUUCCGGGAGGCGGCCUCGCGCGGCAACCCCGCGUGGCCGCACUCCCGCGCGCUCGCCGCCAUGCUGGCCCGGCAAGGCGGGGAGGGCGGCGAUGGCGCCCGGGACGCCGCGCCAUGGGGAAGCUAAGCCGAUUCGUUUCUGGCGCGCGAGCGCGCGCGUCACUGACGCUCCUGUAAGGAUAGGAGCGGGAGUGUAAAAUAGGUCGCCACGAUCGUGUAAAAUACAGAAGGCUGAUAGAAGCGGUGCCUCUGAAUAAAGCGUGCCAGCGAAUGUAAAUAUGUUGCUUGAUGUCAAUUUCAUUUUGCAA
This is a messenger RNA of Triticum aestivum (bread wheat), 1144 nucleotides long. RefSeq lists its product as uncharacterized. The coding region runs from base 31 to 963 and encodes 310 amino acids. Lineage: Eukaryota; Viridiplantae; Streptophyta; Magnoliopsida; Poales; Poaceae. The transcript has a single exon. The record is from RefSeq and is a predicted model, not a curated record.